This is a messenger RNA of Nyctereutes procyonoides (raccoon dog), 138 nucleotides long. Its product is annotated as thymosin beta-15A-like. Gene Ontology annotation, biological process: actin filament organization; regulation of cell migration. Gene Ontology annotation, cellular component: cytoplasm. The record is from RefSeq and is a predicted model, not a curated record. The coding region runs from base 1 to 138 and encodes 45 amino acids. Gene Ontology annotation, molecular function: actin monomer binding. Lineage: Eukaryota; Metazoa; Chordata; Mammalia; Carnivora; Canidae. The transcript has a single exon.
AUGAGUGAUAAGUCAGACUUGUCUGAAGUGGAGAAGUUUGACAGGUCAAAACUGAAGAAAACUAAUACUAAGGAAAAGAAUACUCUUCUCUCAAAUGAAACCAUCCAGCAGGAGAAAAAGGGUGUUCAAAUUUUGUAA